Messenger RNA from Aspergillus steynii IBT 23096, 2745 nucleotides. RefSeq lists its product as uncharacterized. Lineage: Eukaryota; Fungi; Ascomycota; Eurotiomycetes; Eurotiales; Aspergillaceae. The coding region runs from base 128 to 2461 and encodes 777 amino acids. The transcript has a single exon. The record is from RefSeq and is a predicted model, not a curated record.
CCUCUGUCACCUUGAGCAUUCGCCCACCUCCCUUGGCACAGGCCAUUGACCCGUAAAGGGGUGUCCUUGGAGUUCGAAAUCCGCUUUGUUUACUCCUCGGGCUUUGUGCAAGGCAAAUGUCAGGAUAAUGCUACGCCUUUGGUCCCGCGCCGCCCAGCCGCAGUCGACUUGUCGAUGCGUCUCAUGUCUGAGUACGACUUCGGGAGGGCUCGCCUCUCGGACAGCUUCGGCCGCCAGCAAACGUCGACUGCGGAUCGGAAACUCGGUUACGGCACUGUACACCAGCAUCUUCGCCGCGGCCGCUUUGGCGGAUGCCCAGGCCAAGGACCAACGUCGUCUGGAAUGGAAGGAAAAAAUAGCUGCGGUUAAGGAGGAGGUCAACGAGCUGGUCGACGAGGAAAAGCGAUUACUGGAGGCUCUCGCAGCACGGCAAAAAUCCAAACCCCUCAACGGAACGUUUUACCCCCGGCAGUACCGUCCGUUCCAGAUGACCGCGGGGAUAUUCCCAAGUCGCCCGGGACAACCAUCGCUUCGCUCCUACCACUCUCAAGCCUCCCUAGAGAAUUUGGGAAUGGAUCCCGACGAGAGUCAUGAAUUGAAUGCUAGCCGCUAUCCGGACAUGGUGGAAGAAAGCUGGGAAAGGUCCAUCGAAGAGGAGUCCGCGGAUACUCUUAUCGACGACAAGCUCCGAGAGUCCGUGCAGAAUGAGCUCGAUGACGAUACCCCGAAUGAUGAAGAUUUGUUUUCGGAAGACAUGGGAUGGGAGAUGAGUCCAGACCCGGACCGUGAGCGUCCAUUGAUGGACGACGAGCGCGGUGCUUCUUAUCAGCACAAUACGAUACCACGCUGGCUUCAAAAGGAUGUGCUCCGCAUGAAGGCUAUACGAGUUGUUGCUUUGAGACAGCUCGCAAUCCGAUUCCUGCUGCGCCCCACAAUUGCACACGAUUACUUGGGUCUUCGAGCACAAUACAAGAUCGACCGCUCACAGCCUCGAUUGCGCACCCAGCAGCUUCUAGCCGAAUUGAAUACCCUUAAAAACAGGAUGCUGAACCUCAAGACAAAAAAGAAAACCGCCAUCUUUGAUAUCAUCCCAGACCUCAGUCCCGAGGCCGGCCCGGAUUUGGCAGCUGAAAACAGUCAGUUGGACCGACAAAUUCGAUUCGAUAUCGAGGACUAUCUGUGCGGGGAUAUAUCCCUUGAUGAGCUUCUCAUUAAGCUGGCGCACAGCCUGACCAAGGUCCGUGAUCCGGAUCGAAUACGAUCAUUGAAAUAUAUGCUCAUGGCGUUCACGAGGACCCGCCAAAGUGACUUGUGCGACCUAGUUCUGAAGGCAGUAAUGCCUAACAUGUUUCCUAUGACCCCUACUUUGAUUCUCUCCAUAAUCAACUACUUGUGGAAAUCAAAAAACCUGAGAGGGUUCGAUUUGUUCCUGGAAAUGCUUCGAGGAGAUGGCUACCCGCUCGACAUGAGAAGGCUGAGUUACUAUAAACUAGUAGUCGUCAAUGGCGUUCAAAUUACGGUUCCACCCGUCAAUUCUGCCAACAGUGUUGUUUUUUCCACACUAAUACUCUCAUCAUUACGGUUCGACCAGCCUGACCGAGCCGAUGCCUAUCUCCAAUAUGCCAGAUCCAUUGGGUACAUGGACAGCUUCGCUACUCUCAAUGCCUACGUCAAAUUCUACACUAUUCGAGGGGAUUGGGAAAAGGGCCUGCACACCAUGAAAAGGGCACUGGCCUUCAUAGCAUCUUCUACCGAACACCCGGUCGCUCGACUCGAGCGGCUUAUCGCACUGAUGGUGCGCUUCUGCGACAAAUGCGAAAGAUCUGACAUCUCUGAGGCUCUUAUCUCCGGUGCCGUGAAUAGUGGAUUCGACUGGAUGCUUGCCCAGAAGCAAUCAGACUUGAAAUUCCACGCAGAUCCCGAAUACCGCCGGUGGCAGGAUGCGCGGGAAUCUUCAUCAACAGAGAUGCUGGAAAAGCCUACCUGGGAAAAGUCCUACGCCUUCGUCAACACCAUCUCUGACACGCUGAACGACCUCCCUAUUCCCGAAGCCGACUCUGCACGCCGGUGGCAGAAACUGAUGAGCGCUUAUUCCCAGCAAGUUUACUCAGCCGUGGUCUCUGGCGCCCCUACCGAGUACAGAGAGUCAAGGUCGACUGCAGAGCCAGGGAGCCACGCCUCUUCAACACCACCCAACCCGGAUGACGGAAUACCCCUAUCCUCAUAUUCGGACACGAUUGCUCAAGCGCACCAAGAGGAGAUCUCAACUCUCAAGGCGGAGGUUUCCCAAUUGAAACGAAUGGUAUUCGAACUGACGCGAACCGAAUCCAACAAGCCAGCGCCUACCCCGGAACAAACCCCCCAAACCGACCUCGGGAAACUGAAGACCCAGCUCUCUUCGACCAAAACCGGCCCUCCAGAGCCGCCCGCGCACAUCACCAUUCAAUACCGGAGACCAUGAGUUUACGCAGCGUCUAUCGCGUACUUGUGCUUGUACUCGUGCUGUGCUUGUAGCCACAGAGGAGCGAUUAAAAAUGUAUUUGUCAUAAAUAGGGGACCUUGGCGGGCGUCAUUGGGAGUUCUUACACACUUAGAUUUACUUGUUGGUUGAUUGUUGGUUGUUGUUUCUCUGCAUUGUUGAUAUACCUACCUACCUUCCUGACUGAAUUGUACAUGUACAUUAUAAUGAUAUCGGAUUUGGUACUACCACCAGGCUUUCUGGCGCUGGACAAUAUUCACCUCUCC